This is a messenger RNA of Polyodon spathula (Mississippi paddlefish), 886 nucleotides long. Its product is annotated as sodium/glucose cotransporter 5-like. NCBI's taxonomy places the organism in Eukaryota, Metazoa, Chordata, Actinopteri, Acipenseriformes, Polyodontidae. Gene Ontology annotation, cellular component: plasma membrane. The transcript has 7 exons. The record is from RefSeq and is a predicted model, not a curated record. Gene Ontology annotation, biological process: transmembrane transport. The coding region runs from base 182 to 886 and encodes 234 amino acids. Gene Ontology annotation, molecular function: D-glucose:sodium symporter activity.
UAUUUUUAUUUCACCUAUUUGUAUCUACUUCUCUAGUGUUGUAUAUACAACACCCUUUAUUUUGUAGCCCCCUGCAGCACAGGUUGAAUGGGUGUGCAGGGCUAACAGGCUCUUCUGUUCUCAGUCCUCUUGCAGGGUGAGUCGCAACACCCUGAGUGGCUACUUCCUGGCUGGCAGAGACAUGGUGUGGUGGCCGAUCGGGGCGUCUCUGUUUGCCAGCAGCGAGGGUUCAGGCCUCUUUAUCGGACUGGCUGGCACGGGGGCAGCAAGUGGGAUUGCAGUGGCUGGGUUUGAGUGGAACGCUACCUAUGUUCUGUUGGCCCUGGCCUGGGUGUUUGUGCCCGUGUACAUAUCCUCUGGGAUAGUGACCAUGCCCGAAUACCUUGGGAGGCGUUUUGGAGGAGAGCGAAUCCGAAUGUACCUGUCGACACUGUCACUGCUGCUCUCUGUCUUCACCAAGAUAUCGACAGACCUAUACUCUGGAGCCUUGUUCGUCCAGGUGUGCCUUGGAUGGAAUCUCUAUGUGUCCACUGUUCUAAUGUUGGUGGUGACCGCUCUCUACACUAUAGCAGGUGGUCUGGCUGCAGUCAUUUACACUGACACUCUGCAGACCUUUAUCAUGAUCAUUGGAGCCAUCAUUCUCACCAUUACAGCGUUUAACAAAAUCGAUGGCUAUCACAAUCUGGAGAAAGUCUACUUGAAUGCAAUACCGUCAAAGAUCAUCCCGAACACAACGUGCCACCUGCCGCGAGCCGACGCCAUGCACCUGUUCAGAGACCCGGUGGCGGGCGACCUUCCCUGGACCGGCAUGACCUUUGGCCUCACCAUCCUUGCAACAUGGUAUUGGUGCACCGACCAGGCGAGUGUACAGUUAAUUUACAAUUAG